CGUUCUGCUGCGUGGCUCGGAAACGGAGAGGGGUCAUUAUAAGCCGAGGCUCGGGUGAACAACGCUGUUCUCACACAACUCGCCGCACAUGCCAUCGUAACAAAACAAAGACACACGUCGGAAUCGCUCUGUCCGCGGCGCAAUGGCAAGAAGAACAGAGAUCCCGUCCGCUUACUACGGUGAACCACGCAAGUUCGACCCAACUUUCAGAGGGCCUAUCCACAACAGGAGCUGCACAGAUGUGCUGUGCUGUGUGAUCUUCGUCAUCGUCAUCCUCGGCUACAUCGCCCUGGGAACCGUGGCCUGGAUUCAUGGCGACCCGAGGAAGGUGGUUUACCCUACAGACAGUAACGGGCAGUUCUGUGGGCAGAAGGGCACCCCAAAUGCAAAGAAAGCCAUAUUAUUCUACUUCAACAUACUGAAAUGUGCCAGUCCUGCAGUUCUAAUAAACCUGCAGUGCCCGACCACGCAGUUGUGUGUUUCCAAGUGCCCGGACAGGUUUGCUACCUAUUCAGACAUGCAAUACCACUACAGAUCCAACAAAAGCUACUGGGAGUACUACAGACAAUUCUGUAAGCCGGGCUUCGACAAUCCUAGAAAGUCUGUGGCACAUGUUCUGCGGGAUGAGGACUGUCCGUCUAUGAUCGUGCCAAGCAGACCCUUUCUACAGCGUUGCUUCCCCGAUUUCAUCACCAGGAACGGGACUCUGACCGUCGGCAACAAAACCGCCUUCAAGGAUGUGCUGGGUCAAACGAGGAGCGUGACUGAACUCAGAGACGCCGCUAAUGGCAUCACCAGUCUCCUGGAUACCAAGGAGGUGGGCAUGAAGAUCAUUGAGGACUACGCCAGCUCCUGGUACUGGAUAUUAAUAGGGCUGGUGAUCGCCAUGGUGGUCAGUCUGAUCUUUAUCCUGCUGCUGCGUUUCACCGCCGGCUUCCUGCUCUGGGUCAUCAUCUUCGGGGUCAUUGCUGUGGUGGCCUAUGGUAUCUGGCACUGUUACUGGGAGUUCAUCACACUGAGGGGGAAGCCGGACGCUGAAGUCACCAUCUCCGACAUCGGAUUCCAGACAGACUUCAGUGUCUACCUGGAGCUCAGCCAGACCUGGCUGAUUCUUAUGAUAUCCCUGGCCGUCAUCGAGCUCACCAUCAUCCUCAUGCUGAUCUUCCUAAGGAACAGAGUCCGCAUCGCUAUCGCACUGCUGAAGGAGGGUAGCCGGGCCAUCGGCUACAUCAUGUCCACUCUGUUCUACCCCAUCGUCACCUUCCUGCUGCUGGCUGUCUGCAUCUCCUACUGGGCUGUGACUGCUGUCUUCUUGGCAUCCUCCGGAGAUGCCAUCUACAAAGUGAUGCCCACACAGCCGAACUGCAUGUAUGCCAACCUCACCUGUGACCCUGAGACCUUCAAUAAGACCAACGUCACCAAGGUGUGCCCCGGCUCGCAGUGCACCUUCGCCUUCUACGGCGGGGAGAGCCUGUACCACCGCUACAUCUUCAUCCUGCAGCUCUGCAACCUCCUCGUCUUCCUCUGGCUGGUCAACUUCACCAUCGCCCUGGGCCAGUGCUCGCUGGCCGGCGCCUUCGCCUCCUACUACUGGGCCCUGAAGAAGCCGGCCGACAUCCCGCCCUGCCCGCUCUUCUCCUCCUUCGGCAGGGCGAUACGGUACCACACGGGCUCCCUGGCGUUUGGCUCCCUCAUCCUGGCCGUUGUGCAGCUCAUCCGGAUCGUCCUGGAGUACCUGGACCACAAACUCAAAGGGGCCCAGAACGUGUUCGCUCGGUUCCUGCUCUGCUGCCUCAAAUGCUGCUUCUGGUGCUUGGAGCACUUCAUCAAGUUCAUGAACAGAAACGCCUACAUAAUGAUUGCGCUGUAUGGGAAAAACUUCUGCACUUCAGCCCGGGAGGCCUUCUUCUUGUUGAUGAGAAAUGUAGUGAGGGUGGCGGUGCUGGACAAGGUCACAGACUUCCUGCUCUUCCUGGGCAAAGUGCUGAUUGCAGGGGGUGUAGGUGUCCUUGCCUUCUUUUUCUUCACUCGCAAGAUACCGGUCAUUCAGGAAGAAGUGCCAGCACUCAACUAUUACUGGGUGCCGUUACUGACAGUGAUAUUCGGGUCCUACUUGAUUGCGCACGGCUUCUUCAGCGUCUAUGCAAUGUGUGUGGACACCUUGUUUCUCUGUUUCUUGCUGGACCUGGAGAAAAACGACGGAUCUGCAGCCCGGCCGCAUUACAUGAACAGCACCCUCAGAAAGAUCCUCAACAAGAGGGGGAAGAGGAGAAAGAAGGAGAAAAGAUGAAUGGGGCAGGGAGCAGGAACCCACAGGGAGGACAACAUGUCACCUGCCAUUCAAAUCAAGGGAAAGAUGUGUGUACAUCCACCUUACAAAAAGUCCACAUCCAUCCUAUAAGAACCGUGAAUGGUAAUCUCGGUCGUGGCAAUUUUUUUCUGCUAACCAUUUAUAUGGCUUCUUUCACUAAAGGGAAAUGUUGGGUAUUUAUCCCCUGCUGUAUUUGUGAAAUCAUUUUUUAUAUGGACUUUGGUAGGGUUGACAAUGGGUUUACCGCUCAUGUCACACCGGUGGUCCGCAAUUAAUUUCCCUAUAGCAGAUUUAUACAGAAACAAUUAAACCCACACUGAAAUAGUUGUGUAUAAAUUGUGUCCUUUGAAAUACAAUGUUUAGCACUGCUUUACCCUUGCCCUUGAAAAUUUAAUCACAGUGCAUCCAGCUGCGGGUUCCAGGGCUAUUCACCUCAAAAGCGUUUCUAGCUUUGUUUAAACCGCUAACACUCAGAGCCGCAAGAGGCUAGAACUAGACUGGUUCAAUCAUGAUGAUUAGUUCGCCCAAGUGUUUAAGUGCCUGACUGGAACAAUGCCGGCAGGCAGCAGUUGUGGCCAUCUACAGCAAUGAGUGGGGGCACCCUACUGUACUAAGUGCCACCCACAUGUAGCCCACUAGGGGGCGCAGUAAGCACAUGACCAGACAAGCCCUCAAGCCUUUGUUGUAAAUGGCAUGAAGUAGCAGUCCAUUGGACCAGAGUCUAUACUAAAUCAUUUUACUCCAUUCUACAGUUCAAAGUGCAAUGUGCAGUUUUUUCACAAAUAGUCCACACUUAUGUAAAUUGUCUUAAAAUGUCUAACCCAUUGGGGGAAAACUGCAUUUCGCGUUUAAUUUGGAAUGUUGUGAAUAUUCCAUCAAUUCAGUGAAUUUAUAAAAUCUCUCAAUUUACAAGCCACAACAUAUACCUCCAUUUAUACAAAAAGACUUGAGGUUUGGCAUUCCUCGAAGAUCCCCAAAUGUUAGAAUCAGCAGAAGGAGUGACCAACAGAGAGGUCUUCCGACACAAAGCAGGCAGGGUUUAGAACCGGUUAGCAACAAAUCGCCAAAUUUGGAGCAUGGCAACAUGAUCUCACAAGACCGACACAGGCCAGGUAAGCUUUUCAAAAAAAGGGCUAGCUCCAAUUUCUGUACUUCACAACACACUUGGGAUGGAAAAUGUUUCAUCUCAGCGCUUAAUCUAACAGAUCCACACUACAAAUAUUGCUUAUUUUAUUGCCCUUCUAAUAUGAUGUCAUCACCUUGGUAGCCUGACUGCAAGCUGUUGGACAGAAAUUCACUGUAGUAUAUACACACUGUGUGGUCACCCCUAUUGUAGUCAGUUAAUCAGCGUGACGCAUGAUGGGGAAAACGUUCUGCUCCAUUAUUCCAAAGACAGCAAAUGGAAUUGUGUUGUGUAAAUACCGUCUGCAGUGUGGAGAUGGAAUGUGGAUGAUCUGGGAAACAAAUGCAAAACAUUUGUUUCCUCCUGAAAUCACAUCACUACCUAUUCCACUGAGUCGCUCACAUAGUACAGAACUCCCCAAUAAA
Megalops cyprinoides (Indo-Pacific tarpon) is the source of this 3859-nucleotide messenger RNA. It is a transcript of the gene slc44a5a, whose product is annotated as solute carrier family 44 member 5a. Gene Ontology annotation, cellular component: membrane. Lineage: Eukaryota; Metazoa; Chordata; Actinopteri; Elopiformes; Megalopidae. The record is from RefSeq and is a predicted model, not a curated record. The transcript has 22 exons. The coding region runs from base 143 to 2290 and encodes 715 amino acids. Gene Ontology annotation, molecular function: transmembrane transporter activity. Gene Ontology annotation, biological process: transmembrane transport.